Messenger RNA from Acanthopagrus latus (yellowfin seabream), 2308 nucleotides. RefSeq names its product cell division cycle 37-like 1 (gene cdc37l1). The record is from RefSeq and is a predicted model, not a curated record. Gene Ontology annotation, cellular component: nucleolus. Gene Ontology annotation, biological process: ribosome biogenesis; endonucleolytic cleavage of tricistronic rRNA transcript (SSU-rRNA, 5.8S rRNA, LSU-rRNA). The coding region runs from base 270 to 2279 and encodes 669 amino acids. Gene Ontology annotation, molecular function: RNA endonuclease activity. The transcript is spliced from 15 exons. NCBI's taxonomy places the organism in Eukaryota, Metazoa, Chordata, Actinopteri, Spariformes, Sparidae.
CGCAGCCGCGGUCGGUCCGGACUGCUCCUAACAGCCAGUGGCUGUAGUUACUGUAGACAGUAACAACGAUAGUAUUUACAGGAGCUGAGCUCCCCGUCGUGGUGCACCAUAUUCCUCCUUCAGCUCUGCUGACUCCUCAGACUGCUGUUCAGAUCACACAUAACUCUGACAGACUGUUUAUCACAGAGAGCAACACUGUUACUGAUUCUUCCAGCGCGGCUAGUGCUAGCCAGCAGAGCUAGCCAGCUAACGUUAGUUGCUUAGCAGUUAUGGAGUGGCUGGGCAACGGAGCUUCACUUUGCCCUGAUGAGGAGUCUAACACUGACGCGUCUUCAGCAGCCAGGGGCUUCACUCCUAUGUAUCCUCACCAGCAGUCACCAUCCUCGCCCUCUUGUGAUUGUGCCAUGGAGUCACUGUGCCAGAGCCAGCAGCGCUGUGUGAAGGCCUCCAUCGUCUCCAGCUGGAGACUGGCUGAAGCACAGGACCAGCUGUGUUCUCUAGGCGUCCACAGCUCCGAGUCCCUGGAGCAGGAGCGAGCUCGCACCCGGGCUUGCCCUACAGAACUCUCACACACGGAGGAGGAGUGGCGCCGCAAGGAGAGCAUGCUGGGAGGUCAGGAGCCGAGCCGCAGUCCGGUGCUCGGAGCAGUCGGGAGUUGGGACGCUUUUGACAAGAGUAUCAUCAAUGUCCAAAAUAAACAAGCAGAAAUGGAUCAGGACAAGUGCAAGACGUUCCUCCAGAAGUACGAGCAAGAGCUCAGGCAUUUUGGUAUGUUGCACAGAUGGGACGACAGUCAGCGAUUCCUCGCAGACAUGCCUCAGCUGAUCUGUGAGGAAACGGCCAACUACUUAAUUCUGUGGUGCAUGAGACUGCAGCAAGAAGGGAAAGAAGCACUGAUGGAGCAGGUAGCGCACCAAGCUGUAGUCAUGCAGUUCAUCCUGGAGAUGGCGUCGAACUCUCAGCAGGAUCCUCGAGGCUGCUUCAGACAGUUCUUCCACAAAGCCAAAGACGGACAAGACGUCUACUUAGAAGUCUUCCAGACAGAGCUCGAGGCCUUCAAACACAGAGUGAAAGACUACGCAGUCAAGUGUAGAGGCGAUACAGUUAAUGAGAUCGAACAACGAAACACUGGCACAAACCGCAGACUUGACCCCAAAGAAGCAGAGAAAAUAAAAGCCAACUGUGAGCAACAACUGACAUUGAAAAGACGCCAGCUGUCGGCGCAGAUUCUGUACCAGUCGUAUCUGGAAACCAGAGAACGGAAACGACAAGAGAGGAUGGGUAAGACAGAUUUUGAGGCCAGCUUCAUCAGACUGCUAGACAAAGUGACCAAUGGGUCCAGAAUAGAGAUCAACCAAACAGGUACUGUGUUAUUCUACCAGCCUGGCUUGUUAAGCGGUGGCCCGAUAGAACAUGACUGCAACACGCAGCGCUCGAUCGGCUACUAUCUGGAGGCCCUCCUCAUGCUGGCUCCGUUCAUGAAGACUCCUCUAAAGGCCACACUGAAGGGAGUCACCAAUGACCCACAUGACCCGACGGUAGACCUGCUGAAGUCCACUGCUCUCCCUCUGAUGAAGAAUUUUGGAAUUGAUGGAGAGGGCUUCGAUCUCAAGGUGGUGAAGAGGGGGAUGGCACCCGGUGGGGGAGGAGAGGUAUUGUUCACAUGUCCUGUCCGCAGGACCAUAAGGCCGGUGCAGCUGACUGACCCAGGAAAGAUCAAGAGGAUCAGAGGAGUGGCAUAUUCAGUGCGAGUUUCUCCUCAGAUGGCCAACAGGUUGGUGGAGUCAACCAGGAGCAUCCUCAACAAGUUCAUUCCAGACAUCUACAUCUACACAGACCACAUGAAAGGGGCCAACUCUGGCAAGUCUCCAGGUUUCGGGCUGACCCUGGUGGCAGAGACACUGAACGGCACCUUCCUCAGUGCUGAGAUGUCGUCUACGCCGCAGGGGCAGGGAGACCCCAUACUGCCAGAGGACCUCGGCAGGAACUGUGCCAAACUGCUUUUGGAGGAGGUACAUCGGGGUGGCUGUGUGGAUUCAUCCAAUCAAAGCCUGGCGCUGCUGUUGAUGACCCUUGGCCAACAGGACGUGUCGAAGGUUCUGCUCGGACCCCUCUCCCCCUACACGAUCGAGUUCCUCAGACACAUUAAAGAUUUCUUCCAGAUUAUGUUCAAGAUAGAGGUUCAGAAGCCUUCAGAAGAUGAACAAAAAGGUGGAGACAAAGUCCUGAUGACGUGUGUAGGAGUCGGUUACAGCAACAUCAACAAAACCAUUAAAUAAAAUGCAUAUUUUUUUUUAUAUAAACAGCA